Molecule: messenger RNA, 1271 nt
Organism: Malania oleifera
Lineage: Eukaryota; Viridiplantae; Streptophyta; Magnoliopsida; Santalales; Ximeniaceae
Product: GDSL esterase/lipase At5g45910-like
Exons: 5
Coding region: 54-1193 (379 amino acids)
Molecular function (GO): hydrolase activity, acting on ester bonds
Source: RefSeq, a predicted model, not a curated record
UAUAUAAUUCCCCAUUUCUUCAACUUCAUUUACUUGCCUGUUGAUUCUGCCCAAUGAGAAUCCUUCUUCUUCUUCUUCUUCCUCUCUCUUUCAGUGUCAUUGGGAUGGUAUGGUCGACCCAUCUGUUCUACGAGUCGAUAUUUAGCUUUGGAGACUCUCUAACGGAUACCGGAAACUUUCUUCUCUCCGGCGCCCUUGCAUUUCCGGUCAUCGGAAAGCUACCCUACGGCGAGACCACCUUCAGACAUGCCACCGGGCGCUGCUCCAACGGACGCCUUGUCGUCGACUUCUUAGCGGAGGCCGCUGGGAUACCAUACCUGCCGCCCUAUCUAUCACUUGCUAACGGCCCGGUAAGCCGUUUCCGACAUGGAGUGAACUUCGCCGUCGCCGGAGCUACUGCCCUUGACUCUCAAUUCUUUUACCGACGACGCGUCGGAUCCCUCCUCUGGACAAACAAUUCGCUGAGCGUUCAGCUGGGUUGGUUCAAAAAGCUCAAGCCCUCCCUCUGCACCACUCCACGCGAGUGUGAGAAGUUGUUCGGGAGGUCCCUGUUUGUGGUGGGAGAGAUUGGUGGGAAUGAUUAUAAUUACGCCUUCUUUCUUGGUGGAAGCAUUAAACAGCUUCGAGCCUCCAUCCCCCUCGUCGUCCAAUCCAUCGUCACGGCAAUUUCUAUGUUGAUAGAGGAAGGGGCGGUGGAGAUAAUGGUGCCGGGGAAUUUACCGAUAGGGUGCUCGGCGGUGUACCUGACUUUGUUCGGCCGGAAUAAGAGAGAGAAGUAUUUGUAUGAUGAAAGAAAUGGGUGCUUGAAGGCUUACAAUGCCUUCUCCAAGUCUCACAAUGCUCGCCUGAACGCUGGUUUGGAGAAACUGAGGCGGAAGUACCCACAUGCAACCAUCAUUUACGCCGACUACUAUUCUGCUUCCAUGCCUUUCUUCAAUUCCCCUCUCCAUUACGGAUUUAGGAAUGGGGCAUUGAGAGCAUGCUGCGGAGGGGGCGGCCCAUAUAACUUUAACAAUUCGGCAAGGUGCGGCCACAUGGGCUCCAAGGCCUGCGCGCAUCCCUCCACCUUUGCCAAUUGGGACGGCAUCCAUUUGACGGAGGCCUCUUAUCGCCUCAUUGCCGAGGCCUUGAUCCACGGCCCAUUCGCAUCCCCACCCCUCAAACUCAAAUCCUCCUCCUCCAACAAUGUUUGAGCCCUGUUUCAUUUCUCAAGAUAGUUUUUUUUUGAUAAACUAUAUAAAUAAAUAUUGCAUUGGCUUUUAGGUUUUUAA